Lycium ferocissimum is the source of this 2314-nucleotide messenger RNA. RefSeq names its product amine oxidase [copper-containing] alpha 3, peroxisomal-like. Gene Ontology annotation, biological process: amine metabolic process. The record is from RefSeq and is a predicted model, not a curated record. Gene Ontology annotation, molecular function: primary methylamine oxidase activity; quinone binding; copper ion binding. Lineage: Eukaryota; Viridiplantae; Streptophyta; Magnoliopsida; Solanales; Solanaceae.
GCGGAUAUAUAUUUAGUACAUGUGGUUGAGCUGAAUUUUCAUUUGGUGGUCCUUACUGAUUUUGGGCUCAGAAAGACUCAUCAGAACACUCAUAAACCGUAUCAACUUUAGGAAUCAUGUGACUCUGAGAUUCAUAGAUUUUCAAGUUACAUUUUUCUAAUAGCAAGAACAAUGCCUUUGUUCUUCAAGAUUUUCCUUUUCUUGUUUUUCUUCUUUGUUAGUACAUCAUCAUCCCUUGAUUACAACCACCCGUUGGAUUCUCUCACUCUAUCUGAACUCAGUCAAGUGAAAACAAUAGUCAAAAAGUCCUAUGUUUCCCUCAAUGUAACCUUUCAUUAUGUUGGCCUAAAUGAACCAGAGAAACCAUUAGUCCUUUCAUGGCUAUCAGCCAAUCAUCCCACCAAGACUCCACCCCGCCAAGCUAUUGUUAUUGCGCGAAUUGCAAAAACACAUGAAAUCAUCGUAGACUUAUCGAGUGAUUCGAUGAUAUCAGAUAAAAUCUAUGAUGGACAUGGUUACCCCAUGCUUACCUUUCAAGAAGAGAAAGCUGCCGAUAAGUUACCAUUUGCUUAUCCACCAUUUAUAUCCUCCAUAAAGAAGAGAAGGCUAAAGCUAAAAGAAGUGGCAUGCCAAAGCCUCACUGUUGGAUGGUAUGGAGAGAAAAUGAAGAGUAACAGAAUGGUUAAACUCAUGUGCCAUUACUUAGAUGGCACUGUUAAUCUUUGGAUGAGACCUAUUGAGGGGAUUACAAUAAUUGUUGUUCUUGAUCAAAUGAAAAUCGCGAGGUACGUUGAUCGUUUGAUGGUUCCGGUCCCUAAAGCUAAUGGGACAGAUUACAUGGAACCAAAGCAGAAGCCUCAUUCCAAAUUGCAACUAGAUGGCAUAAAAAUAGUACAGCCUGAUGGACCAAGUUUUACUCUAGAUGGAAACACAGUGAGGUGGGCUGACUGGAAGUUCCAUGUAGCUUAUGAUAUGAGAGCAGGAAUAGUCAUAUCACUAGCAUCAAUCUUUGAUGUUGACAAGGGAGAAUUUAGGAGUGUUUUGUACAGAGGAUUUAUGUCAGAAACUUUUGUACCAUACAUGGAUCUGACUGAAGAAUGGUAUUAUAGGACAUAUUUCGAUGCAGGUGAAUAUGGAUUUGGUCUUUGUGCUGUAGAGCUUCAACCAUCAAAGGAUUGCCCAGAAAAUGCAAAGUUUAUUGAUGGCUACUUCAUCUAUCAAGAUGGUACUCCAGGAAAAAUGCCUAAUGUAAUUUGUAUAUUCGAACGUUAUGCUGGAGAUAUCAUGUGGCGCCAUACAGAGCUUGCGAUUCCCGGAAAAGUGAUAAGAAAGAUUAGACCAGAAGUGAGCCUGGUGGUGAGAAUGGUGUCAACUGUAGGGAACUAUGAUUACAUUACUGACUAUGAAUUCAAGCAAAGUGGAAGCAUCAAAGUCAAUGUUGGCUUAACUGGUCUACUUGAAGCAAGGGGAUCGAUAUACACUCACAACGACCAGAUAAAGGAAGAAGCCUACGGUACUCUAAUAGCAGAAAACACUUUAGGCGCAUAUCAUGAUCAUUUCUUUACCUUUCACCUUGAUUUAGACGUGGACGGUCAUGAAAAUUCCUUUGUAAAAAAUAACUUAAUAACUAGGCGCAUGAUCAACAAAAGUUCACCAAGAAAGAGUUAUUGGACAGUUGUUAGUGAAACAGCUAAAACAGAAUCGGAUGCAAGGAUUCAGCUAGGUUCAGGAGCCCUUGAAAUGGCAGUAGUGAACCCCAACAAGGAGACUAAGGUUGGGAAUAAAAUAGGCUACUCUCUGAUCCCAGGAUCUGCAACGGGUCCCUUGUUAAGGGACGAUGAUUACCCACAAAUCCGUGCAGGUUUUACAAAGUACAAUGUGUGGGUGACACCUUAUAACAAGUCUGAGAAAUGGGCUGGAGGAUUAUAUACUGAUCAAAGCCAAGGGGAUGAUACAUUAGCCAUGUGGAGCCUCAGGGAUAGGGAAAUUGAGAACAAUGAUAUUGUACUAUGGUACACAUUGGGUGUUCAUCAUGUACCUAAGCAAGAAGAUUUUCCAGUUAUGCCAACAUUAAGCACUGGAUUUGAGCUCAGGCCUGCUAAUUUCUUUAAUCAUAAUCCUGUUCUUUAUUAAGUCUCCUAAAGUCAAGUAGACAAAUCUGUAUCAUGUGGAUAAUGUCAUCCUUUAUGAAAAAAAAUUCUGCUAUUAUUGUUGUUAAAGAAAAUCAGUUUGUGCCAAAAAGAUUAUCUUAGUUUGACUUGGCACGGAGUUUAAGAAAUAAAGGAAGACUUUUGAAACGUGUGGUCCAAAACAA